Ruditapes philippinarum (Manila clam) is the source of this 1583-nucleotide messenger RNA. RefSeq names its product solute carrier family 49 member 4-like. Lineage: Eukaryota; Metazoa; Mollusca; Bivalvia; Venerida; Veneridae. Gene Ontology annotation, molecular function: transmembrane transporter activity. Gene Ontology annotation, biological process: transmembrane transport. The record is from RefSeq and is a predicted model, not a curated record. Gene Ontology annotation, cellular component: membrane; intracellular membrane-bounded organelle. The transcript has 12 exons. Bases 116 to 1195 code for a protein of 359 amino acids.
AUAUGGAUGGACGGACAAUACACUAUUUUGGGUCGUUAACGUUGGAAAUAUCACAGGAUUUUUAUCAGUUUUGUUCGGAGUAUAUCUGGUUGACUGUAAAGGUAUUCGUAUCGCAAUGAUUGUUUGUACGGUCACAAUGGCGGUUGUCACAGUAACGAGGAUAAUUACACUACAACAUCAGGCUGCAACAAUAUUGAUUGCCAUUGGUCAAGGCUUAAAUGGUAUAGCCACUAGUGUAACCAUGUGUAUCCCAACUGUUGUAUCAAAAACAUGGUUCAAGGUCACAGAGAGGACUACUGCAACAGCUGUUUCUGCUCUUGCCGCGGCAUUAGGUGCUGCUGCAGCUUAUUUAUUUGGUCCGUUGACAGUUUCGAUGCCAAAGUUAAAUGGAACAAGCGUUAUUCUGAAUGAAACGGACACAUCACUUAUUGAAUCUCAAAUGAUGAAACUACACUAUACGUCUUUCGGGUUUGCAAUAUUUCUGAUGCUAUGCUGCAUCGUGUACCUUCCAUCGGCACCAAAAACCGCUCCAAGCAAAACUGCGAGUACAGGUCGGUACGGACUAAAGGAGGGAAUUACAAAACUAGUAAAAAACCCAUCCGUAUGGAUUCUAGCGUCAAUGUAUUCUAUCCCCGUGGGAUUUUAUGGAAACUUGUCAUCAAUAUUAGAUGUCGUACUUAGUCCAUAUGGCGUCUCACAGACAGAUGCUGGCUGGAUGAAUUUCUAUGGAUCGAUUUCUGGUGUUGUCUGUGGAAUUGCUCUUGGCAGGUUUGCUGAUCAUGUCCAGAAGAAGACAAAGUUGUUUAUAACAGUGUUGUAUAUUUGUGUGGCUGUUGACUUUUCCUUAUUUACAUGCAUGUGUGUUGAUAUUCUGCCAAAGUCAAAAGAGGCAUUUUAUGCAACUGUAAUUAUUGGAAAUGCCCUUAUUAGUAGCAGCAUGCCACUGUUUCUAGAGAUAACAUGUGAAACAGCGUAUCCUGUUGGAGAAGGCGUCAUUGCAGGCUUUCUUGGUAUGAUUGUUAAUCUAGGAGCAACAAUCUUCAUGUGUAUAGAACUUAUUCCUAAUAUUGAAACCGGGUGGGCAAACUGGGCUCUUGUUGGUGUUUAUAUUUUAGCUGUGCCACUGAUGGCGUUGCAUAAAGCAGAAUAUAAAAGAAUGGACAUUGACAUGAUUAAAGACAAGUCAGUGCUAUGAAUGAAUAUCACAAGCACAGUACAAUUAGAAUAUUAUAUCGUACAAACAUUUGUUAAUGCCGCUGAUUGUGUAAAAAUAAUCAAAAACAUACUAAAAAUAUCAUAUGUUUAAAACUAAAGGCAAUGAAGUGUGUAAUGAUUAUAAAACGGAAUACUCCGGAUGGGUUAAAUAAAUCUUUAAACUCAUAACCUUUGCAUUACGAGAAAUGUGUACAUAUUCACAAGUCAUGUAAAAAAAAUUGAAUGUAUUAUGAAAAAUAUGUCAAAAUUUACUACUUUUAUCACCAAAGUUCUACCCUAUAACUGGCGGAGUAAGAAAAAUAUUUGCAUAUUUUGAGGAAUUAAAGGUGAUAUUAGUUGGUAGUGGGUACAUAAAGCUAGGUUUAGGC